Haliotis rufescens (red abalone) is the source of this 1877-nucleotide messenger RNA. RefSeq lists its product as uncharacterized. The coding region runs from base 217 to 1320 and encodes 367 amino acids. The record is from RefSeq and is a predicted model, not a curated record. Lineage: Eukaryota; Metazoa; Mollusca; Gastropoda; Lepetellida; Haliotidae. The transcript has 3 exons. Gene Ontology annotation, molecular function: tocopherol cyclase activity.
UUGAAGCAUGCUGCGUAAACGGACCAACGUACCACAAUCGAUCGCAAUAUUUCCAACUUUUGCCAAUGUAUUGUAAUUUGCUGAAUGAAAUGUUAGAUGUGACGAAUCCCGUCGGUAUCCUCUCUCAGUCUGUUGUAUAUGUUCAGUCAAAAUGAGGUCAUUGUUUGACAAAACCAAGAGCUGAUCACGAUUGAAGGUAACGUAAAGGCAACACCGAUGACAUUCCUACAGAUGAUGUUACGCUUGACGUUCAUAUCCAGCCUGUACAUCCUCCAGGUGGUAGCCAAUCAGUUUUCACCGCACCUCUUCCCCCAGGCUGGACCCUACUUUGAGGGCUGGUACAUGAGACUCCUGGAUGUCCAGUCUGGGCGAAGCAUCGGCCUCCUGUUUGGUCAUGUGCUUCCAGAGACAACCAACUUGACCGUUCCAGUAGUAGCAGUUUCCAUCCUGUACAGUGAAGGGUGCACCACCUGCAAAUUAAUGUCCUACAAUGGUUUCUUCAACAGAUCACAGAUGAAUAUUACAGUUCAUGGAUUUCCGGUUUCUAAGAACCCCGAUGACAUUUCGCCGGCAGUUUUUGAAUGGAUAACUGGACAAAAUAUCACCUUCAAUGUACAAGAAAAUAGGACACAUUUCAGCUUCCAGACAGAGGGCGCCAUUUUCCGAGGGAUAGUAUCUUCUCCCAUCCCAUGGGGUCCCAAUGGGAAGGGUCCAGAGGGCUGGCUUGAACAUCUGCCCCUCCCUCUCCACUGGUUCGUAUACAGUCUUCGGUCGAGGGUCGAGUGGUAUGAGUUUAGUGUACCCCAUCUUGGCCUCCGGGUGACCGGAAGGAGUGCAGUGGCUCACAUGGAGAAGAACUGGGGCAAGGCGUUUCCUCCUGCCUGGAUCUGGACACAGGGGGUGAACCCAGCUUCAAACGUAAGUCUUUCACUGUCAGGAGGAAUUGUCAGAGAUGUUAUAACCGUUACAGCCUAUUUGAUUGGCUACAGGAAUCCUGCUAAACAACUAAUGCUGGACUACACGCCUGUUGAUAGUAGAGUUGAAAGUAGACACGAUGGGUGUGCAGGCUACGUAAAUUUGACAGCGAUCGGGUUGGUACACACUUUGCACAUCUACAUCAGCAGCAACACAAAAGCCUUCAGUGACUGUUUAUAUGGACCUGAGACGACAGGGUUCCGCCGGGCAUGUGUUGAGAGCUACAGUGCCACUGCAGACAUCUUGGUGUUCAAAAAGGGCAUGCUGAUGGAUAAACAACACAUCUCUCACUAUGCCAUGGAGUUUGGAGGCAAAUAUGUUUGUAAUGAGAAAUGUGGCACUUAAUGCACUUAAUGCACUUAAUGCACUUAAUCCAUACAUGUAGUUGAGAACUGGUUAGUAAGAACAGUUUCCAACAUAAAAAAGGUUUAUUCACCAAAUAACUAAAAUAGUGGUUUGUCUGUAUACAUCCAGGAAGUUCUAGCCUGUAACCAUAACAUAAGGCUAUAGAACAUCAAAUGGAAGGGUCCUUCUUUCUUGGAGAAGAGUUCUACUGUAAAGAUGGACCAUAUGUUGGAGGGUGAGGAGAUCAAGUUCAAGGCUAACAUUCUAAAACAUUCUAUCAAUGUGGUUUACUCAACAUACGGAGCCACAUAUGGAUUUAAAGGUCACUCUGGUCUGACAAGAAGUAUCAUGUGAGUGUGCCAAGUUAAGUUUCAGUGAAGACAAUAAUAAGUUCAUUUGUCUCCUUAGCAUUGACAUAUAUUCGCCAGGUGUGAUGUAUUUUGUAAAAAUGUCAUAUAGUUGGACAAGGGAGAUCCUGUGUAAAUGAUUUUUUAUGCCUCAUUUACUAUUUCUUGUACAAAAUAUAUUUCUCAAUAUGACAAGCCAUGAUGUUUGUU